Patella vulgata (common limpet) is the source of this 3187-nucleotide messenger RNA. RefSeq lists its product as uncharacterized. The transcript is spliced from 2 exons. NCBI's taxonomy places the organism in Eukaryota, Metazoa, Mollusca, Gastropoda, Patellidae. Gene Ontology annotation, cellular component: dendrite. The coding region runs from base 104 to 2959 and encodes 951 amino acids. Gene Ontology annotation, biological process: negative regulation of MyD88-independent toll-like receptor signaling pathway; response to axon injury. Gene Ontology annotation, molecular function: NAD+ nucleosidase activity; signaling adaptor activity. The record is from RefSeq and is a predicted model, not a curated record.
UUCCAUUGUCCGCAUCGAAUAUUUUUACAUUUCAACUUGCAGUUUUCGAGUUCCGUUUACUUCACAAAACAGCCUAUUUAACGUCUAAAGUUUACAUUCCACAAUGAAGAAAAAGACUAGGACUGCACCGCCUCCAGCAAAGCCGGGUCCAGGCCGUCAACAUCUGAUGAAUCUCUACGGAGAGAUGCCAGAGAACAAUUUCAAAGUUGGGCAUAUUUUGACACUGUACUUCCAACAUGGGAAAUCUGAGACAAAGACUGUCACAGCCAUUAAACGCUUUGCACCUGAUCAUAUCUCACUGAACAUUAGUGCUGUAAAAACUGUUGUCAAUCGUUAUGGCAGGUACAAACAUUUAAGUCGGGAGUCUGAGUUUGAAUCGUUUGCGCUAUUUUGUGCUGAGCCUUUUACGUUAGAUUCAUCACCACCUCCAGUUCAAUCACAUGAAGCCAUGGAUACAUGUACGUCACCUGUUCCAGGCCCCUCGCAGCAGCAGCCGCCCCACACACCAGUGAAGAACACAGAUUCACCCCGGACCCCAAGGCACAUGCUCACCCCAAGAAAACUUGAGAUGAGGAAGCGGCUUACGUGUUUGUCCAAUAUGAGAAAUACUGAAAAAAAGAAAUACUUGACUUGUUUGAGGAGCUUGAAAGAGAAGCUGAAAUAUAGUGACUAUCAUGACAAGAAAAAGAUAAAUCAGUGUAAACAACGGAGAAAGAACUCUAUGCUGGAAAAAGAUAAAACGAUUGCUCAGCUCAAGGAAGAACUCCUGAGAUUGAAAAAAGGGCCUGAUAUGAGUGUGGAGGCAGAGCUUAGACAUCUUCAAAGGACUCAUAAACGUUUGUUGAAUUCGAAUAAGGAAAAGCUGAAGGAAAAAAAAUCUGAAACAGUUUCAAAAGAGGAGUUCAUGAGGGUAAAGAAGGAACUAUCUGAACAAAAGGAGUUGACAAGGGGAUAUGAAAAUGAAGUUAUUCAAUGGCAAGAAAGGGUUGAGGAAUUAAAGAAUGAAAAAAGCCAGGAGAAAGAAACUAAAAAGGAUGGAAAAACAUACAGUGUCAAGACACGCAUGAUGGUCUAUGAUACAAUUGUGGGUCAAGUGCCAACAAAUAAUGUUCCAGGCAUCAUAGCAGGGCAGGCGAAACGAAAUGGAGACGUCCUCACAUCUGUGCCUCAUAGGACCACAGUGGAGCAGAUGGCCAGGGAACUUGACACUAUUGCAGAUUUGAAAAGUGCAGAAUUAGCCAUGAAAUCAAAAAACCUUACUUUGGGCUUUGAUGCUACCACCCAAGAAGGAGUUCACGUGAACAGCAUUCACCUGACUACAAAAAGUGACUGUGACCUUGUUGCCGUAGAUGAGCUUCCUGGAGGGACAGCUAAUGAUUACCAUGGUCACAUCACCAACACGAUUGAUUAUCUUGCAGACGUUUAUUCUGACUUUCAUGAGGAAGAGUACCAGUAUUGUAGAGAAACGAUAAUAAGUAAUAUAGCCAAUACCAUGAAUGACAGGGCUGCUGUGAAUCAGGCAACCAUUCGACAGGUUAAUGCCUCAUGGGGAAAAACUCUCAAUGAACUCAAUUGCCAUUUACAUCCGCUAGAUACAAUAGCAACUAAAUGUAGGUCUGCCUUAAAAUCCGUUGAGAGUGAGAAAGGAGAGUUAUUUGGGAAUGACUGUGUAAUUGGAAACUUAGUUGUACAAAUGAACAAACUGAGAUAUAAAGAUUCAAAAGGAGAUCCUAAGGGGUUCAAGACAUUCCUAGACGACAACAACUUACCAAGGGGUCUUCUGCCUAGGUACAGAGGAAACAGACUUCAUAUCCUCUUCCAUAUCAGUGGGAAAUUCUUUGAACAUUAUGAUUUACUACUCAAUUUCCUAGGAAGUGGUUCGGUUUCUUGUGGUGGUUUAGUACCCAGUUUACUAAAAGAUUUUGGUUUAGAAACUGCCAUCACAGAAAUGCAGGUUGUUGGUAUCCUUGGAAAGCUUCUGACAGGGCCAUGGAUGACCAAGUUCUAUGCUUCAGCUGAGUCAGAAGUUUCACAUAUGGAAGGUAUCAACAUAGUAAAAGAUGUGCUUUGUACCCUUCGGCAAACGCUGGAUGACCCAGUUAGUAUUAUUACAAGAAAUGUAGAUUUUUUCGGUGGUGCAUUCAAACCAGACGACAAAACACUUCAUAGUUUAUUGAGGGAACCAGUAAACAAGGACAUGUUCAGAAUCAUGGCAACAGCCUGCUUGAAAGCCAUCAUAGAAGUAUUAGAACGACAAUACAAACGUUAUUUUGGGAUGGAUAUCACUGAGCAGUUGAGAAGAGAAACUGAGUCCGCACGAUUGCACAACAUUGACUCUGAAGAAAUUAUGGGUAUGUUUAGUGCGGGAAAAGAAAGGGCAAAAAAUGCAAAUGUAGACUUUUUGGUGGCAAGGAUGCGUGCAAAGAAAAACAAUGUUGUGGGGUGGUUAGAUAGUGUGUAUGAGGGGAAAAGGUCGCGCAUUGUGACAUGGGCAAUUGGCAAGGCGCGGAAGAAAAGAUCAAUGAACAGGAAAAAAAUUUGUGAUGUUAACAAGGAAUUGUCAAGGAGAGCGGCACACAAUAGACAGAAAAAGAAUAUUAAAGAGAGGAAAGACAUUGAAAAAAAACUUAAAAAUCUAGAUGUUAGUGCUCUUAAAACAGUAUUCCCUGAAGUGUCAGAUGAGACCCAUGUUGACUUAGUUGGUCUUUUUGAAGGAAGUAUAGUUGGCCGCAGCAUCUGCCACACUUGGUAUGACGAAGACACCGAUCAAAAGACUGAGUGGUGUGGUAGAGUAGAAAAAAUGAAAAAAAGAAAGAAAGAUGGAAAUAAACAAAACAUUCAUUGUUACAAAAUAGCUUAUUGGUCAGCAGAAGGAAGUUAUGAGGAUGCAGAGGACUUUGAAAUCCCCAAGUUGGAACUUGCUGCCGAUCUCAUUUGUGAAGACUUGAUUUUUUGUUAGGUAGAAUAGACGCUGAGUUUGAAUAAUACUAUAUAUGGAUUAUUAGUUAGUGUGUGUUAAAAUUGGUGCAUAGAUGCUUAAAUAACUUGAUCGGAUAAUGAAACUGUUGUUUUAUGAAAUCCUAGUAGGACAUUGACCAAGAAAAGUUGUGCGACGCCGAUGCCUUUCACCAAUUAUUGUAUGAUUUUUGACUUGUCAUUUUAAUUAAAAUUUAACAUGAACACAUUA